AUGGUCUGGAUAGGCAACGAAGCUGGCGAAACCAUCAACGUCUCCAUCACCUCCAUCCACACUCCCGGCGGUGCGACAGGCUUCUUCCCAGUGGAGCCGGGGUAUGCAUCCUAUUCCACAAGCCACUGGCAGCGCAACGCCACGGGUGCUGAGACGGCUGUGAUUCGACUGGGGCAAAAGAUUGUUACGGUGCCGGAUGUGCUGGGCAACGAUUUCCUGCUCAUUUUUUCGGAUACGUACCUCAAGAUUCCGACUGAGGUGCAGGCGUUCUUUGGAGCAUGA
Messenger RNA from Pleurotus ostreatus (oyster mushroom), 282 nucleotides. RefSeq lists its product as uncharacterized. The record is from RefSeq and is a predicted model, not a curated record. The transcript has 2 exons. NCBI's taxonomy places the organism in Eukaryota, Fungi, Basidiomycota, Agaricomycetes, Agaricales, Pleurotaceae. Bases 1 to 282 code for a protein of 93 amino acids.